Molecule: messenger RNA, 1088 nt
Organism: Amoebophrya sp. A25
Lineage: Eukaryota; Dinophyceae; Syndiniales; Amoebophryaceae
Source: the annotation of a GenBank genome assembly
UGUUGAGCUCCUAAAUAAGAAAAAUACUAAUCGUUGUUCCUUUUAUUGACGGCGAUCUUUCAUCUGAUCAGACAAAGAGUCUUGACGAUCCUUCGGCAAAAAAAAAGCUUCGGUUCAGGACAAUUAUUCUUUGUAACUUCAAGUUGCUUCUUACUUCUACUCACUGAGUCAGUCGUGUUAUAUAUAAGGUUGAGUACUAAAUUAAAGUAGUAGAUUUUUUGUACUUUCGAGGUUACUUCUGAUUACAUCGCAUCGGAUCGACCCACCCUUAACAGCCCCAAAAAUGGCGAACUCAGUCGUGAAAUCGCGCUCGCGGAAUCUCAAGGUCAAGGCGCAUCGCACCAAGCAACCUAAAUUGGUUCGUAAGAUGUCUAGAAACGGACGAAGUCUAGCGGCAAACUCACCCAAAAACGUCCAAAACUGCAGUGUUGACCUAACCACAACGCGAACGUUGGACAACAGCGAGAAACUAGUGAAUGCCAUCAGGAAAGCGAAGAAACAGCAGAAGAGGGUGAACUAUCGCGCAGAGAAGAAAGCAGCGAGGAGAGCGAAGGGGGCAGAAAAAGCAUCAGCUUUGAAGGAGAAUAGUGGUAGCAAUUUAGAAAAAUCAAUUUGAACUAUAUUUUUGAAAUUUGCCUAUUACUGGAUCUGAGUGCUAUACCUUUUUUUACACCAAAUUGAAAUUUCAAUUUGCUCCACUUACGUCCUUUAUAGAAUAUCAUCAACAUUCUCAUCAAAAAAACUUAUCUCAACAGCAUCAGCGACAACGGAAGCCAUGGCGACAGAGGAGGUGAGUAUGAAAACGGUUAGGAAGAAAAAGAAGACUUCUGCUGCAGUGAAAAAACUAGUGGCUUCGAUGAAAAAUGACGAACCACAAGCUAUGGAAAUGUAAAUGGAUUAUAUAUAAGGGAGUCAAUCAUGAAUUAUGAUGGAGGAGUUUUUCUUGACGCACCCACCUCCUCACAAGAGGGUUUGUUACCUGUUACAUUUACCUAGGCUCUUGAGAAAUUUGCAUAAGAAAAUUCAUUAAGACUGUAGCAGAACAAAGGACUUCGUGUCGUGCCUCGUUGAUCGAGGAAACGAGCAGG